AUGAACAGCUGGAGUGUGUAUCACCUGGUAGUCCUUGCCUUGCUCUUUGCUUCCGAGUCUAGUGCGGAGUAUGAUGAUGGUGAUGAUGAUGAGAUAUUAGAUAUUGACCCGGACCAGAUUAUUUUUAAGAUUAGUAAUACGUUGCAUGGUAUUACUGUAACAUGGAGGACCCCAGAUAAAAAUAUAACCCCUGAGUGUUAUGAAGCUGAAGUGCAGUUCAAGAGCCAGUGUGUCAAAGACUGGAAGGAAGGUCAGAGGAUUGAAGUGAAACAUAAACAUGAGGUGCAUAAUUUGAACCUGUCCACUGUCAGCAUGAAGAUGAAUUACGAUUUCAGAAUAAGAAUGAAGAAGGAGUGUCAGCAAAAGGACUGGAGCAAUUGGACAAAAGUACAAGGUUGGGGAAACAAUGCAGGUGCUUGUAUGGUAGAAGCAUCCGCCUACAUAUGGGUUUAUAUUUUGAUAAUUGUGCUGCCACUAACCGCCUUUCUUCUUGUUUGUCUGUUGACUCAACAGGGAAUUAGAAGACUGAUCCUUCCUGAAAUACCAGAUCCCAAACACUUCAAAAAUAAAAUCAUGGACACUGAACAGUCUCAGUGGUGGGAGAACCUUACGCAGUGGAAUGAGGAAUGCUCAACAACAGAUAUUGAGAUUAUGGACAAGAACGAAAGGGAAGAGCAACAUCAAACUUUGGUAAUACAGCCCAUGGACACCAGCCCAGAGCAACAUGACAGCAUGUACUGCAUCUACUCCUCUCAAACAUCUGGUGAAAACACAGAACUGCAGAACUCUCAGAGUGUGUUGGGGUAUAUCAUCCUUUAA
Molecule: messenger RNA, 819 nt
Organism: Sinocyclocheilus rhinocerous
Lineage: Eukaryota; Metazoa; Chordata; Actinopteri; Cypriniformes; Cyprinidae
Exons: 6
Coding region: 1-819 (272 amino acids)
Biological process (GO): cytokine-mediated signaling pathway
Cellular component (GO): external side of plasma membrane
Molecular function (GO): cytokine receptor activity
Source: RefSeq, a predicted model, not a curated record